Ascochyta rabiei is the source of this 957-nucleotide messenger RNA. RefSeq lists its product as uncharacterized. The record is from RefSeq and is a predicted model, not a curated record. Bases 1 to 957 code for a protein of 318 amino acids. The transcript has a single exon. Lineage: Eukaryota; Fungi; Ascomycota; Dothideomycetes; Pleosporales; Didymellaceae.
AUGCCUCGCGCAGAUAUCCUAGUCGGAAAUGCCUGUAAAUCUUUCUGUCCGUCGCUACCGCCUGAGGUAUGGAUCAACAUUCUCAGCUACCACUCCGACCUUGCGCAUCUAUGGAAUACAGUCAGACGCGUUUCGCCCACCCUGCGGGCCUGUGCUGAACGCGCGUUUGGCGAUAACUUCCUCAAAGAUGUCCACAUCGAGUUCUUGUUGGAGAGGCAUAACCUAGGCGGCAAGAGAGGGCCCCACGAGCCCGCCAUCUCUGUGGAAUUCGAGCGGCUAGGCAAAGGAGAUGAGGAAAGGCUUGCUUGCUUUCGUGGGCAUAUGAUCACUGUUCCGUGGCUGAGAGAUAAGACUCCAAAUAUCAUAAUGCAGAGAUGGCACGAGAACAUCGAGAAACGCAAGCCAGAGUUGCCAAACUACACGAUCUGUAUUGGCGACAUGGUUAACGACACCCACAUCCCAAGCCUCACCGUCAAUGUCGAAGAAUACGAGGUCCAACUCGACUGGCGUGGAAUGUUACAGCUCUUCUUCCGCGAAUAUGCAAAACUCGACGCGUCGAAGGCGGAUUGGCAGAGGGGUCAUGAGUCGAGUCAUCAAACGACUGCUACUCGAAAGGUGAAAGGAAGCAAAUUAGGGUCGAUGGAGUCUCCAGCAUUGUGGCAGGACAUCGAAGCCGAGUGUCGGAGAAACCUAAGACGGAAAAGACUGAAAGAGCAUUAUCGUGAUAAUGCUGAGAUGUUGUGGGCCAUCGACUCGCUGAAGUACUUCGAGAAAGCCGACUCGUCGAAAUGGAGCUCGGCUUCACCGAAGAUGCUACCACAUUUACCCGGUGCUGGUCUCGGCGAACGUUGGUUUGGUAGCACAAACUUGGUUCAAGAGCUCUAUUUGGACGAGUGCAGUAGCAUGAACAGAAUUGACACGCAGAUACGACUCAUCGGCAAGCUCAAAGGCAGCUGA